AGCAUGGUAACUUUGCCGAAACCAAAACUUGAAGGCAAUGUAUGAAAGUAAAAGAAAGGCAGAGCUGUGAUUUCGAAUUGCAUUCCAAAUGUAAGAGCCGCGUCGUCUUCAAACAGAUCUUCCAAUCAAGAUUUAGGUUUAUCGAAGCUACAAUAAACAUCCCCAUUCCCCAUUACACUCCAAAAGGAGGAGAGAGAAAAUAGAGAGAGAAUUCUGAUACUCCUACUCUUGAAACUUUUUGUGGGAUUCCCACUUCCCACAAAUCCAAGACUUCGCAACUACAUCCUGCAUUGUUCUCAAAAGUUACAUAAGAAGUUCCCAAGAUGGUUGACAAACAUUUUACCAUAAAUUUGAAUGAGCCUCUUGUUUUCCAGGUUGGCCAUCUUGGAGAAGAUUAUAAUGAAUGGGUUCACCAGCCUAUCAUAAGCAAGGAAGGACCCAGACUUUUUACAAAUGACUUUUGUGAGUUCUUUACCCGCACAGUAUGGUGGGUGAUUCCACUUAUAUGGCUGCCUGUUAUAGGCUGGUUAGUUUCCAUCUCUGCUCGAAGGGGCCUUACUUCACAUCAGGUAACUUAUGCUUUACUUGGUGGUGUCUUUGUUUGGACAUUGCUGGAGUAUAGUUUGCACCGCUUCCUUUUCCACAUAAAAACAAAAAGCUAUUGGGCAAACACUUUACACUAUCUUCUUCAUGGUUGCCAUCACAAGCACCCGAUGGAUGGAUUACGACUUGUUUUCCCUCCUGCAGCAGCAGCUAUUCUUUGUGUACCAGUUUGGGCCUCGUUUAGGCUUUUGUCAUCACCAUCCACCGCACCUGCGCUGUUUGGAGGGUGCCUAUUGGGAUAUGUAAUUUAUGAUGUUACUCACUACUACCUACAUCAUGGAAAGCCAUCUAAAGGUUUUGCUCAAAAUCUGAAGAAAUAUCACUUGAAUCAUCACUUUAGAGUUCAAAGCUUGGGAUUUGGGAUUACUUCACCCAUAUGGGACAGGGUUUUUGGAACACUCCCUUCAACAAAGGCUGCUUGAUAAAUUCGAUGAUAAAAUUAUGGGCUAUAGAAAAUUUAUCCAUCAAAAUUUGUGGGUGUUGGCUUCAACUCUGUAGACUAAGGUGCUUCGCAUCAUUUGGCUUUCCUUUUGCUGCUACUUUAGUAAAGCAUUGCUGGUUUUUGGCGUAUGUUUGUAAAAUUGUUUAUUUCACAUUCCUCUAUCUGCAUUAUCAUAAUUAAUUAUAAUAUCAACAACUUGCAGUUUUGAUGGGAUGUUAAA
This is a messenger RNA of Ziziphus jujuba (common jujube), 1265 nucleotides long. RefSeq names its product dihydroceramide fatty acyl 2-hydroxylase FAH2. Lineage: Eukaryota; Viridiplantae; Streptophyta; Magnoliopsida; Rosales; Rhamnaceae. Gene Ontology annotation, molecular function: fatty acid 2-hydroxylase activity; iron ion binding. The coding region runs from base 324 to 1025 and encodes 233 amino acids. The transcript is spliced from 7 exons. Gene Ontology annotation, cellular component: membrane; endoplasmic reticulum. Gene Ontology annotation, biological process: fatty acid metabolic process; lipid biosynthetic process. The record is from RefSeq and is a predicted model, not a curated record.